CCCUUUUGUGAGCUACACUACAGUGAUGUGGCUGAACAGAGGCCCGUAAGAAAUGACCGGAAUACCCAAGACCUGCGACAUGGUGUUCACCAUAUGUUCCAGCGUGCUUAUAUUCGCAGGUUACGCUUUCGCCUUCAGCUUUGAAGGAUGUGGAAGAACUCCCAUUGCACCUCACCUGGAAACUCAAGACCGUAUCCUAGGAGGGUCCGAAGCAAUACCAGGAAGCUGGCCAUGGCAGGCUGCUGUCCACGUAUUCAACCAUGUUUGUGGCGGUGCCUUGAUUAGUGAUCAACACGUCCUGACGGCAGCUCACUGUACCUUGUAUGCCCCUGUAAUAGAUGUUAAGGUUCACCUGGGCUCUCACACUCGCAAUUCGGAAGACGAAGACGAGAUAUGGGUGCCUGCCGAGGAGAUCUGCACCCACCCUAACUACAGGACGUACGAAAAAUUGCAUUGGAUAAACGAUCUUGCCAUUAUAAAGCUCAGCAAGAAGGUAAAGUUCACGAGCAAGAUUCAACCUGUCUGCCUUCCUUCCGACUUUGACGAACUGCCUAAUCGCUCGGAGGUGUAUGUCACUGGCUGGGGGGUAACAGGAGGAGCAAGUGGGAAAUCUACCACGCUGAAACAACUGCGGACGCUGUCUUACACGAACGAGCGAUGUUCUGCUGUCUUCUCCAUCACUGUCCCGGAUGUCAUCCUUUGCGGUGGCCACCACGAAGGAUCAUCUUGCUACGGUGACAGCGGCGGACCCGUGGUCUACUUGAGGAAUGACACGUGGACUUUACAAGGCAUCGUGUCAGGAGGACCUAUGGGCUGUGGAAAUGACGACGAACCACUAUAUUUUACAAAAGUGUCUCACUACACGAAGAACUUGAUUGACCCUUAUAUGAAGGAUACCAUGCAAAGACCCGAACUUCGCCGGAUAUGUGACAUAGCGUAGCGGUUACUAUGUGUUGCUUAGUACAGCACGGACAAGGACAUACAAUGAUAAGGACCUUCAGGAUGUGUAUUCUGCUGACUGCAUCGCGGUGUCCUUCCAUGAUCAGAUUGUGUGGGGGAAGGCAUUUACAGGUGUCCACAGGAGGGGGGGGGGGCUAGUAUACGUUCGAUGAAACGGAACUUCCGUGGGUUCCCACGUAACAGGCGAGAUCAAGUAUAUGUGACAGCUAGAGAUUGUAGCAAAUGUACAAAACUGGGAAAACUUCAAGACUCCAUGUCAGUCCCAGAGAAGGAUCGUAGUCCGGAGCAAGGACUGUCUUUUCUGUAAGCUUUUUCACCACCAAUGAUAUGAGUAACCACUUCCUUUUCACUGAUUGGAACAAAUAAAUAAAUAAUUCACGGUUGA
Molecule: messenger RNA, 1345 nt
Organism: Ornithodoros turicata
Lineage: Eukaryota; Metazoa; Arthropoda; Arachnida; Ixodida; Argasidae
Product: chymotrypsinogen B-like
Exons: 7
Coding region: 53-940 (295 amino acids)
Biological process (GO): proteolysis
Molecular function (GO): serine-type endopeptidase activity
Source: RefSeq, a predicted model, not a curated record